This is a messenger RNA of Ogataea haglerorum, 3108 nucleotides long. RefSeq lists its product as uncharacterized. Gene Ontology annotation, molecular function: GTPase activator activity; myosin II binding; syntaxin binding. The transcript has a single exon. Gene Ontology annotation, biological process: regulation of exocytosis; regulation of protein secretion; establishment of cell polarity. Gene Ontology annotation, cellular component: cytoplasm; plasma membrane. Lineage: Eukaryota; Fungi; Ascomycota; Pichiomycetes; Pichiales; Pichiaceae. The record is from RefSeq and is a predicted model, not a curated record. The coding region runs from base 1 to 3108 and encodes 1035 amino acids.
AUGUUUAAGAAGAAGAUAGGGCUUUUGCACAAGAAGGGAGAGAAAGAGCAACAGUCGCCGUCACCGUCGCCAUCGCCGGAGCCUUCUUUGCGGCCCUCGCUCAAGUCGCCAAUCAAUCUUCCCCGGUCGCGCGGCGCUUCAGGAGUUUCCGCAGGUUUAGAUUCCGUGCCGUUUUCUAUAGAGGAGCUCCAGACCUACGGAGUGGCAGGCAAGGUUAAGACCGUGGCCUUUGAUCCAUUGCAGAGCCUGAUGGCAAUUGUUUCCGACUACAACCAUGUACACAUUUUCGGACAGAGCCGGGUGAGCUGUGCUCUAACAUUGAACACCACAAGUGCCAUUCGGUCUCUGCGGUUUGUUAAGGGCGUGUAUCUGGUGGCUGUGGACUCUCUUAAGACCAUUUUUGUGAUAUCCCUGGCUGCCAAAAAGGUGCUGCACAAGAUUGUCACGAGCGGCCAGAUCACUGCGUUCGAGACAGACUACUCAUUGGAGUUUAUAUACGUUGGAUUCAACAACGGGCUUGUGAAGGCUUUCAACAUAGAAAGCGGCCUCGAAACUAUUCUGUCGUUGCGAGAACAGCAAUUCAACACAUUCAUACUAGAGACUGACGUGCACGUGUCUUCGAUCAAGUUGAAUCCGCGAGACUUUGGCACUCUUCUAAUUUCCUAUACCAAGAUGACCAUCGAGUUCAAUCUUGCGGAAAACAAGGCAGUCAAGGAGUUCGUGUACAAAUUACCAAAGGGAGCCCCGGGGGGAGAAAAUGCGACGUACGACUACGACGCUUCCGGCUACUACAUCCCGAACGUUGUUCAGUCGCUAUGGCAUCCUAACGGUCUCCAUGUUGUCACUAUCCACGACGACAACUCGCUGGUUUUCUGGGACGCUCUCACAGGGGAGCAGAUACUAGCGCGCUCGCUCUUUGACAGCUACAUUGACUCACCGUCGGGAGACACUCAUCACGGUCCCAAAAUGACGAGAAUAAAAAAAGCUGCGUGGCUGUGCGAACACGAUCCCGAGCGCACCUCCUUGCUGUUCUGCGGAGGAGACUCGUUUGAGACUGAGGGGUACCACCAGCUCGUGCGCAUGGAUUUUGGGCGCAUGUUGUCGUACUCAAUGACAAGCUAUACACAGAUGGCGAAGUACUACGCGCAGCCAAAGCAGCAGAACAUUUUUGCGAUCCACGCAGCUGCCAAUAUUGUUGAUUUUAUUCCGCUCGGAGAGGCGUCGCCCUACUAUGAUGGGAACCAUGACCCAAAACUCAUAGCGCUCACUCUGAGCGACGGGUCGCUAAAGUUCAUGAACUAUCCGACCGGGAACCUCUCUUUCAAGGCCAGCUAUUUCCCGUCCACGAUCUCGUGGCUGAAUCCUAAAAUUACGUUCUCGGCCUCUGCAUUUAUCGACAAGAGGGUCCUCAAUGGCAUGAUCGACACUCAAGGCUCCCGAAACAGCAUUCUAAAAGGAGGAAUCCCCGGCAGGCCAAAGUACAAGGCAGACGUGGGGUCUGUCAUCGUUUCGGGCCACGAAAAUGGCUACAUCCGCAUCUGGAACUCUUCUGAGGGGGAGCUCGACAGCUCUACAGCCUUUGAGAUUGACAUCUCGAGAAUUCUUUUGGACGACUCGCCCCAGCACUCCAUCUCAAAGGUGUCCUUUGCUGCCGAGCAGCUCGAGCUUUCCUGCAGCAUGUACAACAACGACGUGCUGCUUUUUUCGUACCAACAGAACAAGAAAUACCAGCCUGCACAGGGCGACUUGAAUCGGCGAAUGAGCUCAUUGGAGCUCUCGUCUACGAAGGCGGAGCGACAAGUUAUUGAUAUCAGCGACCGUGCUCCAAGAGACAUGAAGAAAGGAUUUCUGCCCAAAGUGCUGGUGAAAAGCAUGGGAUAUGGCAAGGUGACGGCUUUGUGCAACAGCAAUGUUGGAUUCGUUGGCAUUGGCUACGAGUCAGGACAGCUCGUGGUGAUCGACCGCAGAUCGAACACUGUGAUUUAUAACACGCAACUCAUUGAUGACGGGCUCUCGCUGCCUAUUGUGCCGACUGCAAUUGAGUUUGCCUACGGCCAACCUGGAUUACUGAUGAUCGUGGGGACCCGGAUAGGACGACUUCUUGUGUUUGAGGUCAUCUCGGGUGUACGGUUUUCUCUACGGCUGGCGGAGCAAGUCGAUUCCAACGAUGCCGAGAUCUUGGAAAUUAUCCCCAUCAAUUCGGAGACAGGACGUCCAAGUACGGCGUCCAUCCGCCAUCUGAGCUCGCCGUUACCGGCAGACAAAACGCCGCUCUCUAUUAUUGCGGCGUCGUCGAGCGACAUACGGAUUGUGAAGAACGGGUCAAAGAUGGCACACAAGACGUUCGGAAAGGGCGAACUGUCCAAAAUCGGCAUCACAGGCACAAAAACACAGAAAGGAAACGUUGCUUUCUGCUUGGUAGCCCUAAUGGGGGCUACGAAAAAAAUGGCCGUCUACACGAUUCCGUCCCUUUCUGAACUGUCCAGCAUGCGCGUUCCGUACCGUCUGGAGGCCAAGUACACCCCGCAGAGCUCUGUGCUGCCGCUAGGCGAUGUUUUUCUGAGAAUCAGCGAGACAGAGGCGGCCUUGGUUAACAUCAUGGGCCUGCGUCAGCCGGUCAUGUCCUUGGAAACGAUCAACGGCGACGACGUGCUGUUUCUGCGGAACAUUUUGAUACCAUACCGGCCGUCCACAAACUACUUUGUCAAGGGCACGUCGUCGCUGUCGUACGCAAAACUAUAUCGUAUGCUUGUUGGACGCGAACGGCCGGAAAAAACAAACCAUCCGGAGUAUGAACUGGCUUGGGACAUUUCGCCGUACAAUCCAGCAAACUACAGCUUGAUGGGUACGGCGAAGCCAAAGUACUACGACCCGAACGCGUUACACCAGCAGCCGGGCUUGACGGAUAAGCCGGUCUCGCCUAUUAGCGUGUCCACUGUGACGAGGAACAUUUCGAGAUGGAAGCAGCACGCCCAGAACCGCCUGGACGUGGCAAAUAACCGUGUGGAGAGCUACGUGAGCGAUCUGAACGACGACUUCGACAAGUUUAUCAGCGAAACCAAGAACGACGCCAUCAAGGGUGCCAUCAACAGCAAGCUGGGGCUCUGA